This is a messenger RNA of Sinocyclocheilus grahami, 800 nucleotides long. RefSeq names its product peroxisomal coenzyme A diphosphatase NUDT7-like. NCBI's taxonomy places the organism in Eukaryota, Metazoa, Chordata, Actinopteri, Cypriniformes, Cyprinidae. Gene Ontology annotation, biological process: coenzyme A catabolic process. The transcript is spliced from 3 exons. The record is from RefSeq and is a predicted model, not a curated record. Gene Ontology annotation, molecular function: coenzyme A diphosphatase activity. The coding region runs from base 1 to 405 and encodes 134 amino acids.
AUGGGUUCUGAGACUGUACGACUUUUCUUGGAACGAUUACUUAGUGCUGGGCCGGCCUCUGAGGAGAUCGGCCUUCCUCCUGACAGAGUGCAGGUCAUCUGCAAACUCUUCACCAUCUUAAACAAGACUGGUCUUCUGAUCACUCCAGUUGUGGCUUUCAUCGAGGACUCCUUCAAAGCCAGUCCAAACACAGAUGAGGUGAGCGAGGUGUUCACUCUUCCUCUGGAGUUUUUCACUAAAGAGGCGGAUCACUCCAGCUAUCCUGUGCCCAGCGUCUUCGGCCCGACCCAUAGUUUCAUGUACACUGACCCCAGCACAGGCACCAUCCAUCAGAUCUGGGGUCUGACCGUGGCUCUGGCCGUAACCGUCGCUGUGCUGGCCCUCGGAAAGAAGCCUGAUUUUUAGGUCGGCUUUAACUUGGAAAAUCCCAUUUCUGGGUUUAAAGACAUGCUGAAUCGCAGAUUAAGCAAAUUAUGAAAGACGUUUCAGAUUCAGUGUUUUUAAUCACACUAGGGGAAAUUAUUUACUGUGAUUCAACUGUAAAGUUACUAGAAAGUCAGUUUGGAAAUUCUUCAUGUAAAUAAUUUUUAUAAUUAACAAUGAGGAUGUCAUUAGUCUUUUCUGAUAGGAAUUAUUACAACAGCAUUACACAGAUGUACAGACGUCGUUACAGUAUAAAUAUAACUUUUGGAUAAAUGUGCCUUGAUGAAUUUGUAAAUAAAUUGUUAUUCAUCAAGAGAAGAUAAAGGAAGAAAAUUAUAAUUAGUAAAGUAUUGAAACUGCACUAAAGUAUACUCAUA